CAUUAGUGGGUAGGCUUGAAACAUCACCAAAUUGCUCCUUGUCUGUCCUGACCGAUGUCAACAUAAGAGAAAACAUUUUUCGAAUUAUUUUCAGUUUUUUGUCGAAAUAUAUUAGUAAAUCUACCAGAAUUCAAUGGCAGAAUAUCAGUGGCCUUGGGAGUAUAGUUUUCCACCCUUCUUCACGGUUCAAUCCCACGGGGGCACGAAGGAUCAGCAGCUGUCGACUUGGAAAUCGCUGAUCCUCGACUACCAGAAACACUCGAAACAAGCAGUGCUAAACAUCAACGAAGACAGUGUUCCGUUCGUCAAUGAGGCCAUAUCGAGGAAGCUAUCGCCCGAGGGACGCCUCUGGGUGAUGGAAGCGCUGGAGAAGACGGCCAAUGCUGCCCCGAUGGACAAGCGAAAACAACAGUGGGAAGUUUACUGGCACACUCUGGACGAGUGGAGCUCCCUGCUGCAUGGUUGGGCCGUGGCAAACGGGAUGACCAACACGGUCUGCACGCUGUACGAACUGGUGGCCGGUGAUCACACCGUAGGAGAGGAAUUCCACGGGCUGGAUCAGACCGUGCUGAAAAAGGCACUGAAAGUGCUGGAAACUAAGGGCAAAUGUGAACUGAUUGCCUUUGACGAUAGCGAGGGGGUUAAGUUCUAUUAGAUUUUUUUAAGUUAUGUUGUAUGAAAUAUAUGUUUAUCAAAGUAAAUGAUAUGUAAAUAUAAUUUAAAUGAAGAUA
Messenger RNA from Aedes aegypti (yellow fever mosquito), 731 nucleotides. RefSeq names its product vacuolar protein-sorting-associated protein 25 (gene Vps25). Lineage: Eukaryota; Metazoa; Arthropoda; Insecta; Diptera; Culicidae. The transcript has 2 exons. The coding region runs from base 134 to 655 and encodes 173 amino acids. Gene Ontology annotation, molecular function: protein homodimerization activity; structural molecule activity. The record is from RefSeq and is a predicted model, not a curated record. Gene Ontology annotation, cellular component: ESCRT II complex. Gene Ontology annotation, biological process: protein transport to vacuole involved in ubiquitin-dependent protein catabolic process via the multivesicular body sorting pathway.